CUCCCUUGUAGAAUUUACCUUCUAAUCUGUCAAUCCAACAUCAUUCUCAUUUGGCUCUUUUAAGAAAAACAAUCGUAUUUGUCCAACAUGGUUCAAAUCAAGGCAGCUGCACUGGCGAUGCUUUUCGCUAGCCAUGUGCUUUCUGAACCUAUUGAACCCCGUCAGGCUUCAGUGAGCAUCGACACCAAGUUCAAGGCUCACGGAAAGAAGUACCUGGGAAACAUCGGGGAUCAGUAUACCUUGACCAAGAACUCGAAGACUCCGGCAAUUAUCAAGGCCGAUUUUGGCGCGUUGACCCCAGAGAAUAGCAUGAAGUGGGAUGCAACUGAGCCCAGCCGUGGACAGUUCUCUUUCUCGGGAUCGGAUUACCUGGUCAACUUUGCCCAGUCUAACAACAAGUUGAUCCGUGGACAUACGCUGGUGUGGCACUCUCAGCUCCCCUCUUGGGUUCAAGCCAUCACGGACAAGAAUACCCUCAUCGAGGUCAUGAAAAAUCACAUCACCACGGUGAUGCAACACUAUAAGGGCAAGAUCUACGCCUGGGACGUUGUGAACGAAAUCUUCAACGAAGACGGCUCCCUCCGCGACAGCGUGUUCUACAAAGUCAUCGGCGAGGACUACGUCCGGAUUGCCUUCGAGACUGCUCGGGCUGCGGAUCCCAACGCAAAGCUCUACAUCAACGAUUACAACCUGGACUCCGCUUCCUAUCCUAAAUUGACUGGCAUGGUCAGCCAUGUCAAGAAGUGGAUCGAAGCCGGUAUUCCCAUCGAUGGAAUCGGCUCCCAAACCCACUUGAGCGCUGGUGGAGGUGCUGGAAUUUCUGGAGCUCUUAAUGCUCUCGCAGGUGCGGGCACCAAGGAGAUUGCGGUCACCGAGCUCGACAUCGCUGGCGCCAGCUCAACCGACUACGUGGAGGUCGUCGAAGCCUGCCUCGACCAGCCCAAGUGUAUCGGUAUCACCGUGUGGGGAGUUGCUGACCCGGACUCCUGGCGCUCCAGCUCCACUCCUCUGCUGUUUGACAGCAACUAUAACCCGAAGCCUGCAUACACUGCUAUCGCAAAUGCUCUCUAGAUUCGGCAACCACUCUGAUCGAAUUGCCGGGAAGAUAUAGCCUUCCGAGCUAGGGACGCUCUGUUUUGCCCGAAGGGAAUUGUCUGCCGUUCCUCCGACAAUGUUCUUCUGUACUCCUUUCACAUGUAUCCAAUACAAUCGUUCUUUUU
Messenger RNA from Aspergillus piperis CBS 112811, 1220 nucleotides. Its product is annotated as endo-1,4-beta-xylanase. Gene Ontology annotation, molecular function: hydrolase activity, hydrolyzing O-glycosyl compounds. Gene Ontology annotation, biological process: carbohydrate metabolic process. Lineage: Eukaryota; Fungi; Ascomycota; Eurotiomycetes; Eurotiales; Aspergillaceae. Bases 88 to 1071 code for a protein of 327 amino acids. The record is from RefSeq and is a predicted model, not a curated record. The transcript is spliced from 10 exons.